Drosophila innubila is the source of this 995-nucleotide messenger RNA. RefSeq lists its product as uncharacterized. The record is from RefSeq and is a predicted model, not a curated record. Bases 62 to 946 code for a protein of 294 amino acids. Gene Ontology annotation, cellular component: extracellular region. The transcript has 2 exons. Lineage: Eukaryota; Metazoa; Arthropoda; Insecta; Diptera; Drosophilidae. Gene Ontology annotation, molecular function: chitin binding.
UUUGCAGCUAUUAGACGUGCUUCAAAUUCUAUUAGUGCUAUUUUUUACGUUUGUUCCUAAUAUGUUGAUGUCCUUGGAUAAGUUAUUUUGGAGCUUGCUGCUGCUCAAUGUGAUGACGCUGAUUUCGAGCGCGACGGUCACGACCCGAAUUGUGCAGCCGCGGGAGACGAGCAGCUGCGAAGGACGUCAGACUCCUGGCCCGAUCUGCGAGUCCUGCGAACUGUUGGCCACCUGUGUGCAGCAUUCCAAUGGCUGGGUGAAUAUACCCGUGGAAUCGUGUGAUGUGGCCAAUGGUUACUAUUGUAAUAUCCGUUUGGGAAGCUGCUCCAAUGCAACGGGACCGUGUCAUCCGUUUGGCAUUGAGGGCAACUUUCAGUGCACAUCGCAGGGCAUCUUUCCGGAUCCGUACGAUUGCCAGAAGUAUCACAUGUGCUAUUUCCUGGACAUUGUCCUGGUGGCAGCUGCCGUGGAUUGUGGCAAUGACAAGGCAUUCGAUGCACGCACUGGACAAUGUUCCUUGACUCUGGAUAGCCGUGUUUGCAGCCAGCCACAGUAUAAGUGUCCCCAUGUGGGUUACGUGGCAGCCUGGCCAACGAAUCCCAACAUCUUCUAUGUCUGCAAGUCGACGGUGAAUCAGAAUGCCGAGGAUGCAGUGGUCACCUAUCCUUCACUGCAUCGCUGCAAUGAUGGCGAAAUCUUUUCCGAUUUCGUCUGUCGUCCUGGCAACCAUUCCCUGAUACCCUCGAUUGCUCCUCCCCUCAGCGUGGAUCCCAAUGACGAUGGCGUCAAUGUCAAUUGUGAACAUGUCGGUCUCAUGGCAGAUGCCAAUAAUUGUCGCAAGUAUUAUUUCUGCAAUGCCAUAAAUGGACAGAUCAGACACGAACAGUGUCCCGAGGGAACCUAUUACCAACCCCAGCAGUCCGCCUGCGUGCGAGGAUCCUGCUGAAAAAUAAACUACAAAUAAUAAAUUCCAAUCUUAAAAAAAAAAAAAUAUA